This is a messenger RNA of Polypterus senegalus (gray bichir), 1566 nucleotides long. Its product is annotated as low affinity immunoglobulin gamma Fc region receptor II-a-like. Bases 48 to 1031 code for a protein of 327 amino acids. Lineage: Eukaryota; Metazoa; Chordata; Cladistia; Polypteriformes; Polypteridae. Gene Ontology annotation, molecular function: transmembrane signaling receptor activity. Gene Ontology annotation, biological process: cell surface receptor signaling pathway. The transcript is spliced from 10 exons. The record is from RefSeq and is a predicted model, not a curated record.
UCCUGAAAAUCUAAAAUUACAAAUGAGAUGCUUGAAUCAAGUGCAGAAUGCAGACCUGUGAGAUGUGCCUCAUCACUUGGUUCAUUGCAGCAAUUACUUCAGCACAGUCUUCAGUAAAGCCAACUGCCACUUUGACACUGAACAAUCACCUGCAAACAAUAUACAUUGGAGACAGAGUGGUACUGGUCUGCCACAUCAAGGGCAAUUUUUCAAGUUGGCUCUACCGCUGGUACAAAGGGAGUCUGUACGACUGGGGAAUUCAGAUCGAAAAUGUCACUGGAGACACUUACUUCAUCCCGACCCUGACCCAGUCUGACAGUGGACACUAUAGAUGUUACUCCCACAGAAAUUUCCAACCUUCCAGCUCAGAAAUCAGUAACGGUGUCAUUCUUAGUGUUCAAGGCAGAAGAGCCAGACUUGAGAUAACCUCAGGAAAUACAGAUGGCUUAGUAUCUGAAGGAGAUCAAGUCCAGCUUCUCUGCUGGGUUGAAGGAGAUCUUGUGGAGUGGAGAUAUGAGCUGCACAAAAGCAAAGCCAUAAACCCCUAUCUCACACAAAUGGAGCCCACCUUCAUCAUCAGCUCUGUAGUUCAUUCAGACAGUGGCGAGUACAGGUGUCGAGCCAGAAAAGAAGAGAUUUACUCCAAUUUUAGCGAUCCUGUUCAGUUAUACAUAUCUGCUCCCCGGCUCACUGUUGCUUUGGUCAGUGUUGGAAUUGGUCUUUUUCUUCUUUUUGUUGUCCUACUGCUGUGUGUUUACCUAAGGAUUGAAGGUUUACUGUGCAUCUUGUGCAGGAGCAGCAACAGAAACAAAACCAAAAGAAAGGGGUAUAUUUCUACAUCUAAAAGGAAGCUUUCUGACAGGAACCAGUCUAAUUUCCAAACAAAAUCUCUUAAUAUGGCAGAUGAAACAGACAAAAACGUAGACAUCAUAUACACUGAGUUGAACAACCUUUGUCUGAAGGAGAAUAGAGGAACACGAUUUACAAGCAACACCCUCACUACAAUCUACUCCGAGGUCAGAGUCUUAUGAGGUUGAAUAGAAGACCCACACCUUAACUAGGUUAAUUUGCUGCCUGGAGGGACUGACUGCUAACCCAGUACCUUCCUCCCCCGUGUUCUUUCUGAGGUGGUGAUUGACAGUUGCUUGGCAGGUGCUUGUUGUUUAACUCUUUUUGUGCAGCUCCAUUAAACUUGUUUUGGAGCAACUAAGUCCUUGUAGAAAAAAAUAUCUGCUUCUGUCAAGCCUUUCCCCUGAAUGUCAAUGCACAGAGAGUUACUGUAGUUCUCUAUUGAGCAGCCAAAAUUUAUAAAACUGGCAAAGCAGGAAUGUUGCCAUGGAAUGUCAAAAGCCAUAAAAGAACAAAUACAUUUAGAGUGAAAGGCAGAUUUGCUGUACUCUGGAGUGUAGCACCUGCAGCAAGCAUCGUACUGACCUCCUGCUCCAGUUAGUCAAUAAGAAGGAUGAUGGUGGGAAUGUGGACAUCUCCUUAAUGAACACCUUUCUAAAAUUGCUGUUAUGUGUUAAUGUAUGUUUAUGUAUCUCAUUAGUUUUGCUGUUUUUGAGU